UUGUAAUUGAAAAAAAUAAUUAUUUGAGGUACUUCACAAAUUAAUGCAAUAUUGUAACUAUUAUAGUGAUUUCUCGACUGUGAAUUUUAAUUACUUACUAAUCUCAAGUCCCACGGGUAAAUGUUCAAAAGAUUAUCACAGAUAGAUAAAGAAAAUGUCUGGCAUUAUUAUAGUUUAUGUAGACGUCUUAACUUCAAGACUGUGUAGUUCUAACUAGAGUUAUUCGUCAAAAUGGAUAUUGUCAAAGAACAUAGGGCACUAAUAGAUCGUAUUGCUAGUGAAAAUGGGUUCACCGAUUAUGAGAUAAUAAACAGUUCUGGAUCAAGUAAAGGAGAUAACUUUCUAGGAAUUAUUACUGCGAUUUCCAUCAAAGACAAGGACAGAAGUUUGGAUUUGAUUUUGAAGUCUUCCCAUACCAAUAAGGGUUUUAGAGAAGCUACACCUAUCAAAGACAUUUAUAAUAGAGAAAUCUAUUUAUACGAACGGAUUUUCAAAGAGUUUAAGAAGUUUCAAGAAGAAGACAAUAUUGAAGAUCCCUUUGAAAGUGUACCUAAAUGCUAUUUAUGCUCUACUGAAGAUGGACUUGAAAGUUUAGUUAUGGAGAAUUUAAAAACACAACAAUACGAGCUAUGGGAUAAAAAAGUCCCGAUGAAUCCUGGCCACAUGAAAACAGUUCUCAUCGAGUAUGCUAAAUUUCAUGCUGUCUCAUUUGCAAUCAAACAGAAAAAUCCAGCAUUAUGGAAAAAAUUGACAGAAGAUAAUAAAGGUGAUGCAUUUGAGAAAAGAUAUGCCAAUGAUAAGCAGGCAGAAGAGAAGUUUAAAAGAUUUGUGGCUGGUACUUUAUCUCAUCCUUACAAGGCAUUGAAAGACGAUCCAGCUAUGACAGAGAAGCUUAAAAAUUACGAACAAACUUUAGCUCCUGAACUUCGGUCUAAAGUAAAAGAACCAGAAUACAAAGUUGUCAUAACCCAUGGAGAUUGUUGGUGUAACAAUUUUUUGUUUAAAUAUCAGGAUUCAAAUGAUAAAACAAAACCUGAAGGUUUACGUAUUUUAGACUGGCAACUAUCUACUCUUGGAAGCCCAUGCGCAGAUCUCUCUUAUUUCUUUCUUGUAAACAGCUCUGAGGAGGUUCUAGAUAAUAUCCAGACAUACCUAAAAGUUUACCAUGACAAAUUGGCUUCACAACUUAGAAAUUUUGGUUUGGAUCCCGACGAGUUAUUUCCUUUCUCUAGGCUUUCAGAUCAUUUAAGGCUUUGUCUGUUACAAGGCCUGGUUUUAGCGUUCUUAGUUUUAAAAGUAAUGGUAUCUGACAAAGAAGAUAUACCUGACAUUGUAGAAGGAGCUGAGAAAUCGGGUGAAACUAUGACUAUGGCGAAUUAUGAAACAAAAAAUUUCGACGAGUAUGCUAGAAGAAUAAAAAUUGUAAUGCAAUUUUUGGUUAAAAACCAAUAUUUGUAAUAUACAGUUUACAUGUAAAUAAAAUAUUUUUAUUAAU
This is a messenger RNA of Diabrotica virgifera virgifera (western corn rootworm), 1495 nucleotides long. RefSeq lists its product as uncharacterized. The coding region runs from base 232 to 1458 and encodes 408 amino acids. The transcript is spliced from 3 exons. Lineage: Eukaryota; Metazoa; Arthropoda; Insecta; Coleoptera; Chrysomelidae. The record is from RefSeq and is a predicted model, not a curated record.